Rubroshorea leprosula is the source of this 5166-nucleotide messenger RNA. Lineage: Eukaryota; Viridiplantae; Streptophyta; Magnoliopsida; Malvales; Dipterocarpaceae. The record is from the annotation of a GenBank genome assembly.
UAAUUAAUCUCUACGCUUCUCUCUCUGCAAUUACUCAUGGAGAGCACUUCUCUCUAGAAUAUUGAGUAUUGCUGACUUGAGCGUCGGAGUGUUUUCCCCGAGGAAACAACCUCGGGAUUUUAAAGUGUAGGAGCAGCUAAGGAUUUCAAUAGUGUUGGACUACAGUGUUUGACUGCGAAGCUGCCAAAACAUUUGGCGCCGUCUGUGGGAAACGAACAAGAAGUCGUGUGGCUUUACUUGCUGAAAGAUAAUAUGGUUCGUACCUUUACAGGAGGUCACCCUCCAAGAAAUGAAAUGGACGAACAAGAGGACACUCACGAUCACCUAAGUGAAACAGAUGAUGAAAAAACACCAACUAGGUAUGCAACCCAGCCUGAACAGUUCCAAGUUCCAACAGGAACAGGACAAAGAUCUUCUAGACCAUCCAAUUCACAGCGUGAACGACAUGAAAGGUCAAUAGAACCUGCUCGGACAACCGAGCUUGAAGAGAGAACCAGAGUUCUGGAGAUGGCAAUGGGUAAAAUCCUUAACCGUCUAAUUCCUGAUGACCCCCUGAUUCCUUCGCUCAACAGGGAUGCACAACCAAAUGCGGUUGUUGCAACACGAAAUUCCCCCACUCUAAGCAACAUAGCCGUGCCGACUAGGCCAAGGGGAAGCGAGAAGCUAAACCUCAAGCCCAGCUUGUCCAAACAUAGUGAAGAACUGAUGAAAAAGAGCGCGGACCUUGAAAGACAACUUGCUCCACUGAACCUGUCCAUCACAGCAGAACCCUAUCAAGAGGGAUUCAAAAUUCCCCACCUGGAGACAUAUGAUGGCUCAGGUGACCCCGAUGAACAUCUGCACACUUAUCAAGCCAUCAUGAGAAUUCAAAAUGCAAAUGAUGCCAUGAUGUACAAAGUGUUCCCAACGACACUAAAAUCAACAGCCAGGAGAUGGUAUCACAAGCUCCCCAGACAUUCUAUAGACUCAUACUUCCAGCUCGCCAAGCUAUUCUCCAACAAAUUCACGAGCCAGAGAAAGAUCAAACGCACAGCAACCGAGCUGAUGCAAGUUAAUCAAAGGGAAGGGGAAUCUCUGAGGGACUACAUGCAGCGAUUCAACAAAGCCACUUUGGACAUUGAUAACGUCCCAAAUACCAUCUGCCUGUCCGCCUUGCUACAUGGUUUAAAGCGUGGCCGGUUCCUGGAGGACCUCCUAGAAAACCCACCGAGGACUUGGAACGAAGUGAAUGAUAGUCAUGAUCAGCCGCCAAGGAGAGAAGAAAAGAAGAAACAAAAAGUCAGCGAGCAGUGGGGGAAGCCCGCUGACUUCUCUAAGUAUGCCAACUACAUUCCUUUAACCUUGCCCAUGUCUCAAAUCCUCGCGCAAAUACAACACUGGGUUAGAAGACCCCCACCCCCACUGUAUGAGUCCCCAAGGGCAGACAAGAACAAGCAUUGUGACUAUCAUCGUACCUACGGUCACAACACAGAAGACUGCCAACACUUGAAAGACGAGCUGGAAUUCCUGGCUCGCAAUGGGAAACUAGAAGGAUAUGUUCAGAAGCCCCACGCCCAGCAACCCACUCAAACUCAUUUUGUACAGGGGUACGACCGGCCAAAGGGGCAGAGGUAUCAGCUCGGCGAGGCACAGGAUGUAUAUCAGGACAAUCAAUAUCCUUCAGAGCAGGGCAGGGCGUACAGAGGGCGUCCGUUCAACAGGAGAGGACAGGGGCAGAGAGCUGCUGCCCAGAACCAAAAAGAUAAGAAAGGGGUAGGCUAUGCUGGGAUACCCCCGCCCUCGGGUACAAUAAACAUGAUAUCAGGUGGUGUUCACUCUAGGGGCCAAAGCGCCCGAGCCCGCAAGGCAUAUGCCCGACAGCUGAUGACUGUCAACAAAAACAGACCCUUGAAGCGGCCUUCACCAGAUAUCCUAUACUGGAGUUGCUUCCAGAAGAUGCAGCUAAAUCCGAGCUCGCUGCAGAAGCACGAAGGGCCAAUAUACGGGUUUGAUAACCAGCCCGUCCCAGUUGAGGGAGUUAUCACUCUUCCUAUAUAUGUGGGCUCCGAACCACGCUUCAGGAUGGCUUCCGUCACCUUCCUGGUCGUUAAGAUGGAAUCAGCUUUCAAUGCUAUAUUAGGAAGAGCCACCCUGUGCGAGUUGAAGGCUGUCAUCUCACAACCCCAUCUCUACAUGAAAUUUCCAACUCCUCAGGGGGUAGGAGUGCUUAAAGGAAAUCAAAAGAUGGCCAGAGCCUGCUAUCAAGAUACUUUCAAGAAGGAAGCAAAGCCAGCAGAGCCAGUAGAGCCAGUAGAAACAGUUCCUCUAAACCCAAAUGUGCUAGAAAGGACGGAUGUGUUUGCAUGGACUACGGAUGAAAUGCCUAGCAUCCCAACGGAGUUGACAGUCCACAAGCUCAGCACGGACCCCACCAGAAGACCGGUGGCGCAAAAACGCCGCCUUUUUGGCCCCGAGAAGCAAGCUGCCCUAGACAAAGAGAUACAAAAGUUGCUACAGGCAGGCUUCAUUAGAAGAGUGGAGUACUCCGAGUGGGUGUCCAAUCCCGUGCUCGUGAAAAAACCAAAUGGCAAGUGGAGGAUGUGCAUUGACUUCACCAAUUUGAAUGAGGUGUGUCCAAAAGACCCUCAUCCCUUGCCAAAUGUGGAAAAGUUAGUAGAGCGGGCAGCUGGGCAUGAACGGAUGAGUUUUCUUGACGCCAGCUCGGGUUACCACCAGGUCCAGCUGUUGCUAGACGACCAGGAAAAAAUAGCUUUUUACGCUGGUGACGCAAUCUACUGCUAUGUCAUGAUGCCGUUUGGCCUCAAAAAUGCUAGAGCAACAUACCAGAAGCUGGUGCAGAUCAUCUUUAAGCUCCAGAUCGGCAGAAACAUAGAAGUGUAUGUAGAUGACAUGAUAGUCACCAGCGUGCGAGCUAAGGAUCACAUUGACGACCUGGAUGAAACUUUUCAAAACUUGCGCCGAGCCCAAAUGAAGCUGAAUCCCUUGAAAUGCACGUUUGUUGUGGAAUCAGGGAAAUUCCUAGGGUACGUAGUAUCCAAGAAAGGAAUCGAAGUAAAUCCAGAGAAAGUCCAGGCCGUUCAGCAGAUGGAGCCUCCCAAGACUAUAAAAGAUGUACAGCGUCUGACAGGUCGGGUAGCUGCGUUGCACAGAUUUAUAGCCAGAUCGGCAGAAAGGUGCCUUCCAUUCUUCAAAGCUCUACGGGAGAAUAAAAACUUUCAGUGGACUGAUGAAUGUCAACAGGCGUUUGACGAGCUCAAACGAUAUCUAGCAUCAGCACCCUUGCUGUCCAAACCUGUCGAUGGGGAAUGUUUAUAUCUUUAUCUGGGGGUCACAGAAGAAGCGGUGAGUUCAGUGCUACUGAGGGAAGAGAAUAAGAAUCAGAAGCCUAUCUGCUACGUGAGCAAGGUGUUACAAGGUGUUACAAGGUGCCAAGCAGAACUACCCGCUAGCAGAAAAGGCUACUUUUGCUUUGGUCUGCACAGCUCCGUCGAGCUGAGUGAAUAUGACUUGAAAUUUCGGCCGCGCACAACCAUAAAAGGCCAGGCCGUUACGGACUUUCUGGUGGAGUGCAUCUCAGCAACUAAGGAAGAAAAAGCACCCGAACACCCAGUAUUGGUUUUGUAUGUUGACGGAGCUACUAACAUUGAAGGGUCCGGUGCUGAAGCUGUGUUGAUAGGCCCAGAUGGCUUUAAAUCUGAGCAUGCAUUGCGGUUUAAAUUCCAGACCACUAAUAAUGCUGCCGAAUUGAAGUCGAUAUUUGCCCUUUUCCAAAUUGAUAAAAUACCAAGAGCAGAUAACCACCGAGCUGACGAGCUGUCAAAGUUGGCAUCCUCGCAGGACAUUAACCCUCAGAGAUCAACAAUUGUCGAGGUACUCGACGCACCGAGCCACACUAAUUUCACAGUCGAGUGUCAACUACUAAGCACAGAUCCCUCUACACCGAGCUGGACCACCUCGCUUAUAAAUUAUCUACAAAGUGGCGAGCUACCUGAAGACGAGUCCGCCGCAAAAUUGAUUAAACACAGGGCGGCACAUUUCACUAUGUUAGAUAACCAGCUCUACAAGCAACCAGCCUCAAUGCCCCUAUUAUGCUGCCUUACUCUUUAUGAAGAUGAAUACGUCGUGAAAGAAGUUCACGAGGGAGUAUGUGGCACGCACAUCGAUGGCAAAACUUUAGCUCGAAAACUCCUAAAGCACGGUUAUUACUGGCCCACUAUGGUCGAGGAUGCACAGAACUAUGUCAAAAGGUGCCCGACCUGCCAGUUCAAUGCCGAUGAUAUUCACAUGCCAGGAGAAAUGCUCUCAUCACUUACGUCUCCUUGGCCCUUUGCUCAAUGGGGAGUCGACCUGCUCAGCCCUUUCAUGAAAGGCAAAGGAGGGUGCACUUACCUCGUUGUCACGUUCGGCAUACCUAAACGGAUAAUAGCUGAUAAUGGUCCGCAGUUCCGAGCUGCGGCGCUGAGGUCGUUCUGCAAUGAUUAUGGAAUUGAGCUCACCUUGACAUCUGUGUACACUCCACAGUCCAAUGGGCAAGCCGAGUCCGCCAAUAAAAUCGUCUUGCGAGGCAUCAAGAUGUAUGUUUUGGCUGCACAUACUAAUUGGGUUGACGAGCUCAAUAAAGUGCUUUUGUCAUGUCGUAUUACACCCAGCUCGGCCACAGGCGAAACCCCGUUCAGCCUGGCAUACGGAGCUGAGGCCGUCAUCCCCGUCGAGGUCGGAUUGCCAUCCGAUAGAUCAGAUCGUCAUGUCGAUCAGAAUAAUGAACAACUCUUAAGAGAAAACCUAGACCUUGUGGAAGAAAUCAAGGAGAUGUCCCGAAUAAGAAACAUGGCACAUCAAAGUCGUGUUGCAAAAUUUUACAAUAAAAGAGUUCGAGCUCGCCAGUUUCAAGUCGACGAUCUGGUCCUAUGUAAAGCUGGGUUAACUAACACUUAUUCACACAUGGGCAAGCUCGCUCCUAAUUGGGAAGGCCCCUAUAUGGUUGUUCAAGUUAAACGACCUGGCUCUUAUGUGUUAGCAGAUAUACAGAGACGUCAAUUGCCUUACAUUUGGAACAUACAGAACCUUAAAAAAUUUUACAGUUAACCUGUAUACUAUUCUUUUAUUCAAGUUGUUAUUCGACAGUUGUAAACAAUGAUAUACCGAAAAUACAACAAAAAUUCAAAG